Messenger RNA from Ceraceosorus guamensis, 1420 nucleotides. RefSeq lists its product as hypothetical. Lineage: Eukaryota; Fungi; Basidiomycota; Exobasidiomycetes; Ceraceosorales; Ceraceosoraceae. Gene Ontology annotation, cellular component: Ino80 complex. The transcript is spliced from 2 exons. Gene Ontology annotation, biological process: chromatin remodeling. Bases 366 to 1151 code for a protein of 261 amino acids. The record is from RefSeq and is a predicted model, not a curated record.
CACAAUUCUUGAUUCAGCAGCGCGAUGAUGGUGACCUCGCGGUGAGGGAGGCGCGCAGAUGUAUGCGCACGUAUACAGCAGCACAGCAUGUACCUGCCUCCUCCACAGCAGGCGCAGACGUGCUGAAUCACGAGUCGCGCGAUCGGGUGGGUCCUCGUCGCCCCCCUGAUUAGCAUCGAUCGUCCUCGCAUUUUGACUUCUCUUGACCACAUCCGCACGACCCGCUCCAUCAACGAUCUCAUUGCGCACAUCAACCCUCGUUCGGUCCUCACAUCCCGAUCCACCUCGUUAUCUUCCAGCUACAUCCACCAGGCAUCUUGAAGGCCAAACGAAAGACUCUCUCGCUUAUACACUCCGCCCGCAGCAUGGCCAAGAUGAGCGCAGGGCCGAGCUCAGCUCGACAAUCACCCUCUGAAGGGCUAGACGCUAGCGAAGUGAUAGAGACUCACAAUUACGCCGAGACGCCACGACCAUUCAAGAACGUCUCGGCUCGGGCGCGAGCUCGGAAUAAGAAUCUCAAACAGAUAUUGGCAGCAGAGAGGGAUCUGUUGUUGGGCAUUGCUCCCGGAACGAACAAGAAGGGUGCUUCUGGCACAUCGGCAGGUGCGGCAAAGGAAGAGGUGCAACCUGUUCGGAUCGUGGGAAAGGAUGGCAAGAUCAAGAUGCUGGGUGGGGCUGCUGCGAAAAGGAAGAGGGAGAGGGAUGCCAAGUUGCUUCAGAGGGCUUCGGAGAUGGAAGGUACGCCAGAUGUGGCCGAGGGCGAAGGUGCCGAGGACGAGCAAGGGGGUGAUGUCUCCAUGGCCAAAUCGGUGGGCAACGAGACGCUGGGAGAGACGAGCAAAGGCGGUGCGGAAGUGGUUGCGAAAGUGGAAGAGGUGGUGGAUCACGAAGCUAUAGCAGCACAGGCGAGAGCCGAGGCAAAAUUGGCCAGGAGGAGAGAAUUGCCGAGCUACUUUAGCGUAGAAGCUCCUCCUUCUCUCAGGCCAAGGAAGAAAAUGUGCGACAUUACGGGACUGCCAGCACCGUACACGGAUCCAAAGUCUGGCUUGAGGUAUCACAGCGUGGAGAUUUACAAGCUCAUCAAGACUUUUGGACCUGGUGUCGAUCAGGCCUACCUCUCGUUGAGGGGAGACGCUUCAGCCAUCAAGUAGGCGCUGGCAUCUCAGUCAUGGGCAUCUCUGAACCGCAAUCACUCAUAACGAUUGCCCAUGCAGGCAGCGCUAGUGUCAUGUAUCAGCAAGAGCCUUACCGCCGUGCCCCUCCAUUCUUACUGUUGUCACUCGCGCAAAGCCUCUGGUGCUGAUCACAAUUCACGGUGCCUUCAGUCAAAGCAAUUCAGACAGUGAGAUUUCUAUGCGGUGAAUCUUGAACAUGGACUGUAGCAACAAAUCUAGAGGGGUGGCUUACAGAGGGGAGUCAU